AUGUCAACCAGAUCCGACCUCCAGUAUCCGAGUGGCAUUCGCGCAGUCUUUUUCGAUUUCAUGGGCACCUGCUUAGACUGGUACUCGAGCAUUACAGCCGCGCUCCCAGAGGCCCUAAAUGAUACGGCAAAGAAGGAUCUCGCCAUAGCUUGGCGGGAGAUUUUUUUCGAGGACAUCCAUGAGCGUUUUCAACAGAAUCUCCCACCGGAGUCCUUUGAUGUGACCACUGCUCGUCUGCUUGAUGUGGUUUGCGCUCUUCAUGGGGUAAUAUUGACGCCUGUGGAAAAGACCAAUGCUGUGCAGGCAUGGCAUGGCAUGUCGGCGUGGGCAGACGUGGUGUCAUCUCUUGCUUCCAUCAAGGCUCAUGGAGUCGAGCUGUUUGUCCUGGCAAACGGAACCAUGCGGCUUCAGCUCGACCUGGUGAAAUCGUCGGGGUUGCACGUCUUCGACAUGCUCUUCUCCAGUGAGCUUUUGGGCCUCACAAAACCCGAUCCCCAUCUGUACCAAAAGGCGAUGCAGCUGGUCGGUGUCCGGCCCGAGGAAUGUGCAAUGGUCGCUGCCCAUGCUUAUGAUUUACGAGCUGCGAAAGCUGUUGGCAUGAAGACUGUGUAUGUUAGGAGGUGGACGGAGGAUACGCGCGAAGAUAUGACCAAAGUCGACGACGACGUAGACGCAUUUAUUGGGACGGUUACAGAGGCAGGAAUAGAGAACGAACCAGUAUACGACGGCACUUUUUAUGACCUACUAGAAGUAUUAGGACUCGUUGAUCACCAAUAA
Molecule: messenger RNA, 777 nt
Organism: Glarea lozoyensis ATCC 20868
Lineage: Eukaryota; Fungi; Ascomycota; Leotiomycetes; Helotiales; Helotiaceae
Product: HAD-like protein
Exons: 1
Coding region: 1-777 (258 amino acids)
Molecular function (GO): hydrolase activity, acting on halide bonds, in C-halide compounds
Source: RefSeq, a predicted model, not a curated record